AUGCAAGAAUCGUUGCCAACGAGCGUCAAGACGCUUACGCGAUUGAAGGCGACGGCCAGUCAACCAGUCAACAAUUCUGUGUCUUUCGAGAAAAUAUGUGACGAUAUCGUAUCGGCUGCCAAGAACAAGGUGGGUGGUGCUGUGGUGGUGCCGUGGUGGUACCCCCGUGGUGGUACCCUGAGUGAGCGCGCAAUAUGUGACCCCUCUGCGGCCCUACCAGCUCUACCACCUCUACCACACCUCGACGACCUCUGUCCCGUCUUCGUCUCCAUUCGGGAUACUCAAUCGGUCGGCCAGAUCUGGAGUUCGGCUCGUCGUCUCUUCUUUGUGCGACAGGAAUAUCGUGAUCAUCAGGGGCAACAUUCCGAUCUUUAUACCCGCCGUUUUCUCACCACAUUGAUGGAUAUUGUCGAUGCGCAAAAUCAAAAGGCUCUUGCUUUUGUGGCUUUGGCCAUUCUGCCUGCUAAUGUAGGGAUUUUAGAUGAUGCAUUACGACCGCAGGACAGCGCAGGACCGCGCAGCGUCGUAGACCUAAGUAGGAAUGGGCAGUGCGGGAGGGUCAAUGCCUACCGAUACGGGCUGCAGUACAUGAUUCACGGCUUUAAGUUCCAUCUGCAUGUUUCCAAAGCCGAACUCAACGUCUCGACAUUCAACCUCGCCAGCGUGGACAAUGCAAUCACAUUCACGUUCGCCGCAUUUCGCAACGGCAGCGGCAACUGUUCGCUCAACGGCUCUGCCGACUCCGCUUCCUUUGGCAACAUAAUAUGCGCAGAUCUGUUACAUUAGUCCAUCUGCCAACCACCGAUCAUCUCGACAAGUAAUGUCAAUCCAACAUCGACCCAAAUAAAACAAUCGUUAUCAGUAGUAUUUGUGAUUCAACAAGUUUUUGUCCGUGUCUUUAUUCCGGUGCUUGACCGUCAGAGACCUAGACCUACCUAGCCUCUUAGCCUUGGAAGCUGCAUGCCCCUUACGUGUUGUCUCACUUGGGGGACGCCCAGGGACGGACUCAGGAACGCGAGGGUCCAAUUGAGACAACAGGAGUCAUGAUGCUGACUGUUGCUGACUGUAGGUAUAAUUAGCGAAAGGAUAGCUGGAUAUCGAGGCUU
Neurospora tetraspora is the source of this 1106-nucleotide messenger RNA. RefSeq lists its product as uncharacterized. The transcript is spliced from 2 exons. Bases 1 to 786 code for a protein of 261 amino acids. NCBI's taxonomy places the organism in Eukaryota, Fungi, Ascomycota, Sordariomycetes, Sordariales, Sordariaceae. The record is from RefSeq and is a predicted model, not a curated record.